ACGAGAGCGGACAGGUGUAGGAGAAGUCACCUGUGUGUGAGCUUGGGAGCCGCUGCGCCCUGUGCGUGACGAGUGACGGUCCGUGAAUACAACACGGGCAACAGGUUUGAUUGUUUGUCCCCACAAGCUUUUUGUUCGUGGGUUUAUGAAUACUUUCCAGCGUUUUCCCUCGUGCAGCUCGGUGCUUCUUUUGCCAAAAAAUGUCCAACCGGAUCCUGAAGACUCCCGUGGCUCGCAGCGUGCGGUUGUUUCUGUGGAAAUGACGCCAAAGCAGCUGAAAAAGUGCACAAAACAAAUAUUCAGCUCCUGUUAGCGUGCAAAGGAUUUGUCUUAUUUUGAAGAGGAGUACACCUGUUGCACCUGCCUGUUGCUGGACUUCUGGCAAAACUUAAAACUGUCUCUGCCAGCACUGCUUUAUGUCAGAGCUGUGUCGGAUCAUCCUCUAAAAAAACAAAAACAAAAAACAAAAAUUAUAUUUCACCACUGUAACAGCAGAAAAGAAAAUUUAGGAUUGAAGAUGAAAGCCCGGCAAAUGGCAAAGAGCGUGGCCCUGCUUUGGGUGUUUGCGGUGUGCGUGCAGGCUGUGUUUGUGGAGCCGUCCGAGCCCGACACCUCCCUCCGCUCCCUGGCAGAGAGCGAGACGAGACUCCCCUGCCAGUACCAGGUGGAGGGGGAGGAGAGUGUGGUGCAGGUGACCUGGUUUAAAGAGCUGGAGGACGGCACCAAGGAGCAGAUCAUCACCGCUCACUUCUCAGAGGGCCACACAGAGUUUGGGCGUUACUCAGGCCGGGUGAGGUUCGAGAGCAGCAAGCCCACGGAGAACUCGGCUCUGCUCAUCCCCAGCACACAGGAGUCUGAUGAAGGAAGGUACACCUGCCACAUCUCCGUCUUCCCCAGCGGAAACUUUGACCGACACAUCACGCUCGCCGUCUGGAUUUUACCCAUCUCCUCUGUGGACAUUGAGGACCUGGUGGAGGGCCAGUCUUACCGCAUAGCCGCCUCCUGCCGGGCCGUGGGCCACCCGCUUCCCACGCUCACCUGGGAAACCGACCUGCCUGGCCAGGCCCAGAGCCGCACCUCCGAAAGCAGGACGGUGUCAAGCCAAUACUACCUCCACCCUCUGCGCAGCAUGAACGGGAAGCAGCUGGACUGCCUGGUGUGGCACCCGGGCCUGGAACAGCCCCGCCGGCUGUCCCACCGCCUGGUGGUCCACUAUCCCCCAGAUGCCACCAUCGCGGCCGGUAAACAGGACUGGUUUGCGGGCCUGGAGAAUGCUGAGCUCACCUGCGAGAGCGGCGGACACCCCAAACCUCAGAACAUCACCUGGACGUGGAGGGGAGGAGCCCUGCCCGACCAGGUGUCUGCGGUUGGAGAAAAGCUCGUUUUUGGGCGGGCCCUGCGCAUGAAUGACAGUGGGGUCUAUGAAUGUGUGGUCAAGAACAGUGUGGGAGCAGCCAAAUCAGAAUAUGUCUUGACAGUAACAGGAAAAUCUCGGAGUAUCCAGGAGUCCACCGGCGACAACCUGCUGCUGAUCAUCAUCGGUUCGGCAGCCGGCGGUUUGGUCAUGAUCAUGGUCAUCAUCAUCCUGCUGGUCAACCGCUACCACCGGCACAGGAACAAAAAGCUGGAGAUGGAGCUCAGUGAGAGAACGGAGGAAAUUAACACCCUCUCCAGACAAGCGUCCUCCAGGAGAUUGAACUCUGUCAGCACAGACCCCAGAGUGCAGCCUGAAGAUUAUGCACUCCUCAGAGUAGACAGCCGAAUGAAAAACAGCCAAAUGUCCCUGGAGCGUCCCAUCUACAAAGGCAGCCAGUCCACCCUGUGUGGGAAGUGGGGGGGCCCUCCAGGAGGGGUGGAGGUGGAUGAACUGGGACGUCCUGUCGUCUGGCGCAACGGCAGAGAGAGCCUGAGUGGAGCAGAGAUGGACAGAGAGAGGGAGGAGCGCAGGCGGAGGGUGGAUUUGUACCUGAAGAGCAGCAACAUGUCGCUGGACUCAGGCCUGCCCUCUUCGCUGGUCCCUCUGAAGCCGCAGCAGGACGACGGCAUGGGGCCCAGAGAGCCGGACCUGGGCGACCUCAGGGAGGGAGGUACGGCGGUGGACGAGGAGUGGGGUCCCACCCAGCGUCUACCAGAGGGCGACGAGGACGACGGCGACGACAGCAGCAGCUACCAGAUCUCUGAGGCGCUCACCAACCACUUUUACUACAGUAAUGGCCUCCUGAGGCCCAAGCCACACUCCAACGCCAUUCUGCUGCACCCUGGAGGACAGUACAUCUGAACAACAGCCACUCGUCAACAUGGGAAGAGAGGAGGCCAGUUUGCAUUUACACUUCGGCAUUCCACACUUGAUUUUUUAUGGGACAUCCUACAUAUAGCCCACAAUGGGUUAUUUACACCAGGCACUGGCCAAAUGCUGCUAUUUUUUGCCUGUGACUAAUAAGUGUAUCAGUGCUAUGUGACGUUAUUUGGAGAAUCGGCUGAUGGUGGAUUAAGCGGCUGGUGAGUUUUGCCCUCCAGUGGCCACUGUGGCUGCAAACGUGGAUGCAAAGUCUUCCUGUCCUGAUAUCCUGCAAUUCCACACUGAAACGUACCACAAAAACAAGAAUGCUGUUACAGAUUGUUUACUGCGUUGUCAGCGACACUGACUUUCAAAUUCACUGCAUCCGGGGUGACUCGUGUGUAGCUGCGCGCUGUGCACCAAGUUAAAAACUAACAAAGGGAAAAAGUCCUGAAGAAUCCCGUGUCGCCGCUGGUGCUCCGUUUACCCCCUAGAAGAGACCCAGGGAGGAGCCGGUGGACAAAGACCCCAAGCUCUGAGCUCCAAGGCCUGGCUUCAGUCCCAGUGAAACCCGUAGUGGGUUUGUGUAAAUGCUCAACAAGCCUUGGCACUUACAGCUUGAAUGCCUCUGGAUGCGAUGUUAGUGUGUAUUUGUGCAUGUAUAUAUUUAGAUAUAAAGAUGCUUGUUACUUUAAGGGAUGUAACUCGCACUUGGAAGAAGUUAUUAAGCGGGUGGAUAAAAUAUAUUGAACUUGCGGUCACUGUCUGGCUUAUGUCUUGUCUGAAACAACUUUUCGGUGCUUGAUAGAGAAACACAGAGCUUGAAAGACAUGCUUGGCGUGAACUGUAAAGCCUCGUUCUGUAUUGUUAAUGCACUGCCACGUGUGACUAUGUCUUACAUGAUGACUCUGAAUAUAUGUGUAUAAAUGUUCUGUUUAAUUUUCAUUCAGUAUUUUUCUAUGACACUGAAAACGUGAGCUGUAACUAUUCACUUGUUUAUUCAUAAAAGUAUAUGCAGUAAUGAAAAA
Myripristis murdjan (pinecone soldierfish) is the source of this 3306-nucleotide messenger RNA. It is a transcript of the gene nectin4b, whose product is annotated as nectin cell adhesion molecule 4b. The coding region runs from base 518 to 2278 and encodes 586 amino acids. The record is from RefSeq and is a predicted model, not a curated record. Gene Ontology annotation, biological process: homophilic cell-cell adhesion; heterophilic cell-cell adhesion. The transcript has 11 exons. Gene Ontology annotation, cellular component: adherens junction. Lineage: Eukaryota; Metazoa; Chordata; Actinopteri; Holocentriformes; Holocentridae.